Lolium perenne is the source of this 1001-nucleotide messenger RNA. Its product is annotated as acireductone dioxygenase 4. NCBI's taxonomy places the organism in Eukaryota, Viridiplantae, Streptophyta, Magnoliopsida, Poales, Poaceae. The record is from RefSeq and is a predicted model, not a curated record. Gene Ontology annotation, molecular function: acireductone dioxygenase [iron(II)-requiring] activity.
ACUUCGAAUCAGCAGUUCCUGCCCCAAAAAAUCAGUGGUUCCUUGUAACAAGAUCCACUAGUCACACACCACAGAGCACGCCCAGACAAAAACCGAAGAGGAACAAUCUGGAUUCUGGAAUAGACUGGUAACCAUCCGCCUCCUCCACAAGUUUUUAUAAGUCCUGAAAGCAGGCAAAACACAAGCCAAUCAAGCUGUUGGAUUUCCUAGUUCUCACCCCAUUAAUUCUGCUCAACAUGGCUCUUCAGGUAUGGAUGGUGGGGGAGAAUGGAGAGGACCUCAAGAACCCUAAGGAGUUCCUCCCCGUCUCCAAGCUCGAAGAGAUUGGUGUGUUAUACUGGCAUUUGGAUCCAAAGCAGUCAGAAAGUGAAGAAGAACUAUCGAAAAUCCGCAAAGACAGAGGAUACAGCUACAUGGAUCUUCUUGACAUAUGCCCUGGGAAGUUGGAAAACUAUGAUGAAAAGCUGAAGAACUUCUUCAGAGAGCACAUGCAUGCCGAUGAAGAGAUCCGUUACUGCUUGGAGGGUGGUGGGUACUUUGAUGUACGCAACAAGGAUGACAAGUGGAUUCGGAUUUGGAUAAAAGAAGGUGAUAUGAUAGUGCUGCCUGCCGGGAUUUAUCAUCGGUUCACCCUUGACACCGCCAACCAUGUAAAGCUCAUGAGACUCUUCAUCGGUGAGCCAGUCUGGACCGCGCACAACCGGCCUCAGGAGGACCAUCCGGUCCGGCAAGAAUAUGUCAAGAACCUCACGGACAAUGCUGGUCUUCCUCUCGCAGCACACUGAAGUUUAUGAUCCGGGGGGUCGCCACUCAGCUAUGUACAAUUACUGUGGACACAUAUACGGUCACACACUUCGACGAAAUAAUGUUGUAUUGCCAUGUGUCAUGAUGCCAGAUAGAUAAGUGCUACCAAUUAUUAAUUAUACAUAGACCUAUCACUUGUGUUACUUGCAGUGUGGUGAAGUUACAAUAUAGUCAAAUGGCUGUUUGCUACUGUAUUA